Molecule: messenger RNA, 5538 nt
Organism: Aspergillus clavatus NRRL 1
Lineage: Eukaryota; Fungi; Ascomycota; Eurotiomycetes; Eurotiales; Aspergillaceae
Gene: iml1
Product: GTPase-activating protein IML1
Exons: 1
Coding region: 1-5538 (1845 amino acids)
Biological process (GO): positive regulation of autophagy; intracellular signal transduction; negative regulation of TORC1 signaling
Cellular component (GO): GATOR1 complex
Molecular function (GO): GTPase activator activity
Source: RefSeq, a predicted model, not a curated record
AUGUCUCUGCGCGGGCCCAUGAAGCGCUCCCACCUGAGACAGGUGAGCGCGCCCAGUGUAGACGAUCUCGCGACCUCCUCCCAGGCGCAGGCACAGUCCCACCCACGGGACGGCGGCCCGUACAACGACGAGCAUGGCCAGGAUUUCCAGUCCACGCUGGACGCCCGCAACAUCCGGCUUUCGACCACCAGCCUGGAGCGACGCCAGGUCUCGCUCUGGGUGCACGAUGAGACCUUUUCGCGCGAGGAGAUCCUCUUCAACCAGGCCGCGUUCAGCGACCUCGGCGUGGGCCCCGGCGACGUGAUCGAGAUCCUGCCCGUGCGCUCGCCCGGCGACUCCCUCCACAGCAUCAAGUCGGAUCUGGGCCUGCGCGCGCUGCGCGACAGCUAUGUAGAAACGGGACCCGCGCUGCUGCCGGACCCCAUGUCCAAGUUCAAGACCCCGCUGCAGAGCCGCUGUCUGUUCGUCGUCAAGCCGCUGCCGCAGGAGAUCAAGGCGCGCCAUCCCAAGCUGGAGAUCUCCGUGACGAGUAGCGUCGCGAAUAUCUUCGGCUUUAAGAACCGGACGCUGGUGCAUAUCGAUGUCGUGGACCGCGCGCAGUGCUCGGCUUCGCAUGUGGAUAUUGCCUUUCGGGAUCAGUUCCUCGUGCGCUCCGAUAUGUGGCGGCUGGUUAUGUCCGAGCUGGCGGAGAAGAUCAUCUACAAGGGCCAGAAGAUCGUCUUCAUGGGCAGUAUCAAGGCGACUGUGAAGAAUAUCUUCAUCCGUGAGAAGAAGGUCCUGUCGGGCUACUUCUCCCCGCAUACCAUCCCCGUCUUCCGUAGCGAGUCGGCAAAGUAUGUUUUGUUCAUCCAGAUGUCGCGGGAGAUGUGGGAUUUCGACUCCGAGGGGACGGGCGAUAUCCUCUUCAGCCGAGUCAUUAAUGGAUUUCUGCCGGAGCUCUUCAAGCGCUGGGCGAAUUCCGAGGCGAAACACCUCGUGACGAUCGUGCUGUUUACGCGUGUUGAAUACGAUGUCUCCGCGAUUGGGGCGCCGUUGCCCCUGAGCUCGGAGACGCUGAGGUGUAUCUCGAGCCCCAAUCAUGUGCCCACCAGGGACUUUUAUCGAGUAGUGGUCAAUGACAUGGCGAGCGGCCACUGGACCGCCAUUCUGGAUGAGCUGAAGAAGGAUUUCAGGACCUUCCUUCGGGAUGUCUCGACCCUCAAGAUGGACUGUGCGGAUACGCCUACGCUGGAUGGAGUCAAGGUGGCGCCCAAGAAUAAAGCUGCGACGAUUGCCGGCCGGCCAAGCACGGCGCUCCGCGGGAACAUCCUCGAAGCGAUUCACCUCGCUUCGGCUCAUCUGGCAUACGACCACAUCGAUCGCGACAUGGUGCAUACGGGUACUUCCAUCAUUGUCAUCACACCGGGCAGCGGCGUCUUCGAAGUGUCCUAUGAAUCAUUGUCAUCGACCUCAGAGGCACUGGCAAACCGUGGCAUCGCUAUCGAUUUGGUCUGCCUGAGUCCCAUGCCCCUUCAUUCUGUGCCCUUGUUCAAAUACAAGGCGCCGGCUCAGCGAUCCUCUAGCUCCUCGUUUUGCGAAUUCAACAGUAGCGGCUACUCCCCCGAGAUGCGUCAUUCAUUCAGCUUUGCGAGUCGGACGCCCCAUCUGUCUCCAAAGUCGGCUGCUCAUGGUUCAUUUUCUAGAGGAACGGCCCAUAAGGAGCAUGCGGCUUCGCGCUCGGACGAGUGGAACUACGGUAUCCCCCAUUGGCUUGAUAUCUCGUAUUGGAAUCCAGAUACCUAUAGGGAAGCCCGACGGAUCCUGAAGAAGGACCUCAAUGCGCCGAUCCCCUUCACCGUUACUAAACAAUCAAAAACGUUUGUGCCGCGAGUGCGGAUGUACGAGAUCCAGAUGAUGGGGGUGAUGGAGAGCGAGCAGUCCAACAUCUCGAUCCCCUACCUGCUCGAAGGCGAAGGCAUUCACAGGGCACCCAGUCUCAGCCUCGGGCUGAGUCCCAGCGCACUCUCGUCUACCAGAGCGUCAUACAGACGCAAUCCUUACAAACUUCCAUUGAGCGACAGCCUUCGCCCGGAACCGUUCCUCCAGGGAUUAAGCAAUCCAAAAGACGUGAUGCUUGCCAGAUCGAAGAAAGCCCCAAAGGCGGUUCUUGCGUGGAUGGAGCAAUAUGACGACGCAGUGUUCCAGCCCUUUGCGAAGCGGCGGCAUCAACGCAAACCUUCCAAACCCAAGCGGCUCAGCGAGCCUGAUGUGCAGGUGUCGGGUGCACACGAGCGCCUGUCCGCUCGUUCGGUAUUGCGUCUCAGGGAACAUGAAACCAACGCUAACUCAAGCGAACGCCCUUAUCCCACCAGGACGAUUCCCCGAGUAGCCGAGACGUCACUGUCAGCCCCCCAAACUCCCGUGCCAUCCAAAAGCGCCUCCCCCAAGAAGCCUGCCUUGAAACCCCCGUCCGCGGGAAAGGCACCGCGGAUAUCUCGAACGAUCAGCUUCGCCCUCCGUGGCUUGAGCGCCACGCCGCCCAGGGCCCUGGCAAGCACCGAGGUCAAUGUAGAACAUGCGAGUGCAUUGCCCACCUCAAGCCCAAAACUGCUGCCUGGCCCAUUUCCGGAUACCAGGAGCGUGGAUUCCUUCAGCGGCUCGGAUUCUGCAUCCAUCUCCACCGUGAUCGAUACUUCACUGAGACCAGCUUCGCCUCACAAGACCCCGCAGAGCCGGGCCAUCAUGCCGUCGCGACCCAUAUCCAUCAAGGUGCCUCCGCGACAGCCCUCGGAGGAUGCAGAGCCGGGCGAUCGAGCCGUAAUCCCGGAGUCAUACUCGACCACGAGUACUGCGAUACCAUUCAACGAACAUCAUCGCCGUGACAGCCAUACCCGAACCUCAGGGCCUCGAUUCGAAAUGACAGUGAACGGCGGAUCGCGCGAUUCGUCAAUAAAAAGCCCGCAGAAUAAAGCCUUGGCACCCUGGGUUCGCUCCAUCAACCCGUGCAACACGUCAAGGGAGGUGCUGCGAGACACGAGCUGGUUUGGGCGCUGGCAGCAUGCCUACCCGCGGCCGCCUCACGUCGCCGUGGUGAAAUGGAAGAGCUUGAAAUCCCCUGCGAUCUUGCCCUUGACCACAGAGGAAUUUCCAACCGCCAAGGAGCUGGGGACUGAUUAUCUGCAGACACCGUAUCGGGUCUUCCCGAAUGACGAUCCGGAAGGGUUCGAAGUACCGAAGACAAGAGGAAUUCUGCUGCGGGAGAUGAUCUCACUGCGCCUGUCGCACGGGUUUCAAAUUGUCAUCGGGAAGCAUGUCGCCGAGGUGUCUGGGCAACAUGCAUUGGAAACCUUGAAUGUCUUCAAUACCGCGAGCUUAGAACGGAACGGUGCCACUAUCUUUCUUUCCAAGGGCAACUCUAUCCACCGGCUUGUCUGUGUGGAUGGCGGAGAAAUCGAGGUCACGCGUUUCACACACAGGACCUCUUCUGCUUUAGCAGCCGGGAGACGGGAUGGCUUUUCCCUCUACUCGCCAGCGAUGCGGACAAUCCUGAGCCCCGAGUACGAGCUCAAGAACAUCAAGCUGGACCCAACUGCGGAGGAAUAUAACUGGAACUACGCAGACAACUACGUUGCCGGACACCGCGACUACCUGUUCAACCCGGCGCAGCAGCUGCAGUUCUGGCGCGUGCGAUAUGUGCUCAUACCGAUGCAUCUGCAUGUGAACACCCGCCGCCACCUGCAGUCCUUCAACGAGGACAACGAGGAAGAAAUCCACCUGCUGGGCAUCAACCAGCUGACGCAUAUCUGGCAACGGCACAAGUACAUCCCGCCUGAGGAGAAGAGGUUCGAGUCUUCGAACAAGAAGAAGGAGCAGAACCCUCUGAACAUCAUGUACCAGACUCGGAACCCGUCCGAGGUGGUAGCGGCCGAGCUGGACCGGAUCUUGCUUUCCGACCCGGGCUUGGACAGUUCGCCUGCGCAGCUGCUACCGGAAUCCGAGCUCCUAAAGCGAUCGAGUAUUAGUCUAUCGUCACUGGCACAUAUCAUCCAAGGGGACAAGGGCGUGCGGAUGAUGGAUCGACGGUGGCAUUGGCGGCUGCAUUAUAACUGCUUCAUCGGGUUUGAGCUUACGACCUGGCUUCUGCAGAAUUUCCGCGACAUUGACAGCCGCGAGGAAGCGGUGGAUUUUGGUAACGAGCUGAUGAAACACGGUCUCUUUCAGCAUGUGGAGAAGAGGCACAACUUCCGUGACGGAAACUACUUCUACCAGAUCUCGAGCGAGCAUCGAAUCUCGCGACCUGAAUCCCGAGGUGGCUGGUUCCCUCAGAAGCGAUCGGACAAGGGUGUCCCCUCCACACCAGCGAGCAACAACGCCAAGGACUCGCCCCUAAGCGGCCAUGCCCGGUCCGACAGUCUCGAGGAUGGGCCUCCCCACACCCCUGCCACUCCAUCCAAGUCCAAGAAUAAAGCUACGAUCAUGUUGUCGAAGAUGAUGAAAUACGAUGUGGAUCCUCGCAAGCGAUCUAACCGACCGGAAGUCAUCGAUCUACACUACGACCGGCUGCAUAACCCGGACAAUUGCUUCCACUUUGAGCUCAGUUGGAUGAACACCACCCCGAAGCUGAUUGAGGAUACCGUGUUGUCGUGGGCAGCUACGGCCGAGAAGUUCGGACUCAAGCUCGUUCAGGUCCCCAUCGCGGAAGCCAGCGCAAUCAGCCGAACGCAGCCCUUCCGCAAACCGUACCGGGUGUCUCUGAAGAUCCCGCCUCCCAAGGGGCCGGUCCCCACGCUGUUCAACACCGCUUCUUUCUCGCAGCCGGGCUUCACGGACAUGCACUACUACCAUAAGGCCAUGCUGCGAAAAUUCGACUUUGUCCUAGAUUUUGAGGCGAGAUCCGCUUUCCCUGCGGAUGUCGGGGUGUCGUACUCCUGGGGUACCCCGGACUAUCAGUAUCCGCAGUACAUCCACCGCUCCGGCAGCACGUUGGUGCAGCUCACCGACGAAGGCGAUUUUCUGUUCCUCGCCAACCGGCUGGUCAGUACGCGAGCUGCCGCAAGCCGGGAGAUGCCGCGAUAUGAGCGGAUGGACCGGGCAGAGCACCUGCGCACACGUGCAGCGACUCACGACCCCUUGGACCGUCUCUCCCCGCGGCUGUCGCCGAUCGUGCGGCCCCUCCACGAGAUCGGCAGCCCGCAGGUACAGUCGAGCAUUGACUCGGCGCAUCUCUACCGUGCCCCCGAGCUGAUCAUCUUGGGGUUUGCGGAAUUCUGCAACGACGAAGGGCGACUCGAGCAGUUCUACAAGGAAUCGCACGCGCGCCCGGUCUCGACCAAGGUCGGGCCUGCGACGACCACGCUGAUGGACUCAUCGAUUCCGUCCCUGGAGCUGCCUGCGAGCGUGGUCAGCCAUCAUCUCUCCCAUCCGCCCGCGUUAGUAGCGAGGGCGUCGGUCGAUGGGUCCAUCUCAUCGAUCGACGUGAGGGUUCGGGCGAGGAAUGACAGCGUGAGCUACAAGGGAAGCCCGAGAAGUGGCAGUCUGCGGCCGCUGAAUUUGAGCUGA